Molecule: messenger RNA, 783 nt
Organism: Pediculus humanus corporis (human body louse)
Lineage: Eukaryota; Metazoa; Arthropoda; Insecta; Psocodea; Pediculidae
Product: transient receptor potential locus C protein precursor, putative
Exons: 5
Coding region: 1-783 (260 amino acids)
Biological process (GO): glyoxylate metabolic process
Molecular function (GO): hydroxypyruvate isomerase activity
Source: RefSeq, a predicted model, not a curated record
AUGGUUUUAAAAUUUUGUGCUAAUUUAUCAUUUAUGUUUGGAGAAAGUACUUCUCUUUUGGAAAAAUAUGAAUUAGCUAGAAAAGCUGGUUUCACAGGUGUCGAAUGUGCCAAUCCUUAUAAUUAUUCGACAAGUGAAUUAUUACAAGCAAAAUGUGCAAUGAAACAAGUGUUGAUUAAUGUCGCACCAGGAAAUGAUGAAUCUGGUAAAUUCGGUUUGGCUGCGAUACCAGGAAAAACAUUCGAGUUUUUAGAAACUCUUAAAAAAACAAUUAAUUAUGCAAAGGAUUUAAAUUGUUCCAAGAUUCAUAUUAUGUCAGGAGUUGUCGAAAAGGAAACCCCACAACAUAUGGAAAUAUACGUAAAUAAUUUAAAACAAUCUGUUGAAAUGUUAAAAGAAAAUAAUAUUAUAGGUUUAAUCGAACCUAUUAAUAAUUAUUCAGUUCCAAAUUACUUUUUGAAUAAUUAUGAAAAAGCGACAUCUGUAAUCGAAAAGAUAAACAGUCCAAAUAUUAAACUUCAAUUAGAUAUUUUUCAUUUGCAACAUAUUUGUGGUAAUUUAACAAAAAAUAUUGAAAAGUUUUUACCCUUAGUAGGUCAUGUUCAAGUUGCUCAAGUUCCCAACAGGAAUGAACCUGACACAUCAGGAGAAAUAGAUUAUAAAUAUAUAUUUUCCACAUUAGAAAAAUUACAAUAUGAUCAAUGGAUCGGUUUAGAAUAUUUUCCUAAAUCUUCAACAGUGGAUGGUCUUAAAUGGAUAAAAGAAUUUGGUUAUACAUUAUGA